Messenger RNA from Drosophila innubila, 3049 nucleotides. RefSeq names its product putative sodium-dependent multivitamin transporter. The transcript has a single exon. Gene Ontology annotation, molecular function: symporter activity. Gene Ontology annotation, biological process: sodium ion transport; transmembrane transport. Bases 1151 to 2935 code for a protein of 594 amino acids. NCBI's taxonomy places the organism in Eukaryota, Metazoa, Arthropoda, Insecta, Diptera, Drosophilidae. The record is from RefSeq and is a predicted model, not a curated record. Gene Ontology annotation, cellular component: membrane.
AAUCGUAAAAUUUGUUAAGUAAACAGUCUUUAUAUGGGUUACAGUGUCUCGCAGACAUUAAGAUUAAAAUAUCUUGGGCAUAAUCUAAUUUUAGCUAAAAUGUGUGUCAACUGUGUGGUGUAUAACAUUUACCAAUCUGUCUGUAAAUGGCGAGCUGUUACUAGCAUUUAACAGAACUGUAAAGAUGAUGCUUAUAGAAAAAUAAUCAUGUCAGUUAAUGCGAGUUUAACAUUUGACUUAACUGUAAUGAUGCUGUAAAAAUUGCUGUAAAAAAAAUUUAAUGUUAUCACACGAUCAUUACUUGUAUCGACAGCUUGUUAAUGAGAGUUUAACAUUUGGGAGAGAGUACUUAACGUUAUUAGGAAAAGUAAUACAACCACGCGAUCAUUACCAACAAUCUAUUGACAAAUGUAAGCACUUGAAAAUUGUUGAACAUUAGUUUAACAUUCACUGGAUGCAUGUUAAAGAAAGUUGAAUAUGUGUUAGGGUAGUUAUCAUUCGGUCACCUGCUGUUAUUGUCGUCAUGCCGAUCUUUAAGCAGAGAACCCACUGUGCCGCAUCGAUGGCGACGACGGUCACACAGCGUGUUGUCCCCAAGUGUUGGUAAUGUUGGUAAUGAGCACUGUCGUCGUCGCUAAGCUGCUAUCUCUCACAGCGGCGACCCAAUGGAGCAAUAAAAAAGCAAAAAAAAAAAAAAAAAAAAAAGAACUAACAACAGAACAGAAAAAAACAAAAACAAUAUGAGCAGUUUCCUUUUGGCCCGUUUAACCGUUGCUCUGGGCCAGAGUCGCUUUUGUGGUUUUUAUGGUAGUCGACGGGCCUACGCAUUUGGGCCAUUUCAUUGACGGCCGGCAAACGUUAAAGACGCGCGUGUACUCGGGCUGAAUCUCAAUCUGAGGCGGAUUGGACAACGCUGAAAGUGUUUAAUAUAUACUAAUUGUUGGCUUUAUCGCUGGCUCGUUAUCAACAAUCAAAUAAUAAAUAUUGUUUUGUCUGUCGAUUAAAAAAGGCCAAGUUGAAUUUAACUCUCAUUACACGCUCCAAAACGGUUGGAUCUCUAGUGUUGGGCAACGCUAGCUCUCACACUCGCUCUCCCGCUCGCUCUCACGCUCUUUAACCGAUACAGUGCUGCCAGACUAUAAAAGGAGAGAUGGCCACCCUUGGCGGUUGGGAUUAUGCCAUCCUGGCUGUUGUCCUCAUCAUUUCAAUAUUGAUCGGACUUUAUUACCGCUUUGGGGGCAACAAACAGAGUACAACAACGGAAUAUUUACUGGCGGAUCGUUCGAUGGGCGUUACGCCAGUGGCAUUCAGUUUGAUGGCCAGCUUUAUGUCGGCCGUAACCAUAUUGGGUGUAUCCAUGGAGAUUUAUCAGUAUGGCACCAUGUUUGUCAUCAUCAAUUUAUCGUAUGUGUUAUCCACGCCCAUUGCCGCCUACCUCAUACUGCCCGUCUUCUAUCGCCUGAAGACGGCCAGUGUCUAUGAAUAUCUGGAGCAACGUUUUGGAUAUGCCACAAGAUUGGCCGCCUCUUUGGCCUUCUCGAUGCAGAUGAUACUGUACAUGGGUAUUGUGGUUUAUGCACCAGCAUUGGCAUUGGAAGCUGUUACGGGAUUGAGUCAAAUAUUCUCGGUGUUGAUUGUGGGCGUCGUAUGCACCAUUUAUGCCACAAUGGGUGGCAUGAAGGCCGUCCUCAUCACGGACAUUUAUCAAUCGAUACUCAUGUUUGCCGCCGUCUUCAGUGUCAUCAUCUGUGCUUGGAUCAAGGCGGGUAGCUUGAAUGUCAUCUGGCAAACAGCCGUGGAUAAUGGACGCAUUGAUUUCAGCAAUUUAAGCGUUGAUCCAAGUGAGCGACACACCUGGUUUACCCAGGUGCUGGGUGGCUGUGCCACCUAUCUGGCCAUCUAUGGUGUGAAUCAGACGCAGGUGCAACGUCUGCUGGCGGUGAAGAAUCUGCGAUCGGCUCGUGCCGCUCUUUGGUGGUGUCUGCCCAUCUUGUGCCUGCUUAGCAUCAGCACUUGCUUCUCUGGACUGUGCAUCUAUUGGUAUUAUCGAAAUUGUGAUCCCCUGCUGGAGGGUAGAGUUAGCUCAAGGGAUCAGGUGAUGCCGCUGUUUGUGCUGGACACCAUGGGUGACUAUACCGGGCUAUCGGGUCUCUUUGUCUCCGGCAUCUUUUGCGCCAGCCUCUCCACGAUUAGUUCAGCAAUUAGUUCGCUGUCUGCUGUGACGCUGGAGGAUUACCUGAAGCCUCUGGUGCAUUGUUGUGUUAAACGCACACUCAGCGAUCGCCAGACAUUGUGGUAUUCCAAGUUGCUCUCCAUUUUCUAUGGCGCCGUCUGCAUUGGCAUGGCAUUCAUGGCCGGCUCCAUUGGUGGACUGCUUCAGGCGGCGCUCUCCAUCUUUGGCAUCAUUGGCGGUCCAUUGUUGGGACUCUUCACCCUCGGCAUGUACGUGACGUCGGCGAACCAGAAGGGCGCCCUUAGCGGACUUUUACUCUCGCUGGCCAUCUCCUUUUGGAUUGGCUUUGGUCAACCAAAGCCGCCCAUACCGAGCCUGGGUAUGUCCAUCGAAGGAUGUCCCAUCGAACGCAGUUAUGCUCGCGAUGUGUUCUUGUCUCGUUCGGAUCCAGAGCCGGAACCGGAGCAUUACUUUUAUCUGUAUCGCAUUAGUUACAUGUGGUAUGCCGCAUUGGGAUUCGUCAUUGCCUUCUUUGGCGGCUGGUUGCUCUCCUGCUGCUUCGCCCUGUUUAAAUGGGAUAACAAUCGCAGGAUUUACCAGGAUGCAGAUUGCACACUCAUCAAGCAUGAUCUCUUCGUGCCUCCAAUUGCAAAGCGAUUGCAACGUCGUCAAAUGCCACGUGUUGUUGUUACCAACACCAGCAGCACCUCCAGCUCCAGCUCCGAGCAGGACGUAUCCACCAAGCAACCUACUGUGGCAUAGAAAAGAAUUCACUCUUUCUUCUCUUUUUCCUUGCAUAUCACAUUUUACAUUAACAAACAUGAUCUGCUUAGCAAUAAACUUUUAAUAUAAUCGAAAGGAAUGUCAAAAAAAUGU